CGGCCGCGUCGGUAGUGGGGCGGUAGGUGUCGCGGCGGCGGUGGCUGCGGUGGCUGCGAUGCUGCAGCUGCGGGACUCCGUGGACUCGGCGGGCACGAGCCCCACGGCGCUGCUGGCGGCCAGCGAGGAGGGCGGCGGCGGCGGCGGCGGAGGCAGGCGGCCUGGAGCGGGCACGCCGCUGCGCCAGACGCUGUGGCCGCUCAGCGUCCACGACCCCACGCGUCGCGCCCGUGUCAAGGAGUACUUCGUGUUUCGGCCCGGCACCAUCGAGCAGGCUGUGGAGGAGAUCAGCGCCGUGGUGCGGCCGGUGGAGGAUGGCGAUAUCCAGGGCGUGUGGCUGCUGACCGAGGUGGAUCACUGGAACAACGAGAAGGAGCGGCUGGUGCUCAUCACCGACCAGGCGCUGCUCAUCUGCAAGUACGACUUUAUCGGCUUGCGGUGCCAGCAGGUGGUCAGGGCCGCCCUCAGCGCGGUGGACACCAUCUCCUUCGGGGAGUUCCAGUUUCCCCCGAAGUCGCUCAACAAGCGAGAAGGUCUUGGAAUUCGCAUUCAGUGGGACAAGCAGAGUCGCCCCUCCUUCAUAAACAGAUGGAACCCCUGGUCCACCAAUGUGCCCUAUGCCACAUUCAUAGAGCACCCAAUGGCCGGUGCGGAUGAGAAGACAGCCUCUUUGUGCCAGUUGGAAAGCUUCAAAACUCUGCUAAUCCAAGCUGUGAAGAAAGCCCAGAAAGAAAGUCCCUUACCGGGACUAGCCAACAGUGUGCUGGUCUUGGAGCGCCCCCUCCUCAUUGAGACCUACGUGGGACUGAUGUCCUUCAUUAACAACGAGGCUAAAUUAGGCUAUUCCAUGACCAGAGGCAAAAUAGGCUUUUAGAGACGCACUCCAGUCCCUUCCCAGGAAAGCAGGCAGAUGUGGGGACUCCUGGGGCGUCAUACCUCGGCCAGCUCUGCUGCUGCCACUGGAUCUGAGCGCAACUAGAAGUCACAAGAGGUACCGCUGUGGCUGGAUGCUGGACAUCGGUAAUCCGAGCAACAGGCAAAGCAGAGUGAGCCUGGCUAUCACUGUACUGCCUGGUAUUCCGUACCCUACGGCUGCAGUUUCCGUGAUUUUCCUGGAGUGUGUCCCUUUGCUUCUCGUGGUCCCUGCCUCCAGCCUUUUAGCAUGUUAAUAUUGUGUGGUUCCAAUAUAAAUGUCCCUGUUAGCACCUCAGCUGUGUAGAUGUGACAUCCAGGGAGGUGCCUAAUGCCCCACUGCCUGUAGUUGCACAUACAUUUAUACUUGGUGUCAAAUUUUGUAUUUUGAAAUUUAAUCCAUUUUUUUAAAGCUAAGUGCAAGGGAAGCCAGCAGACUGGUAAACUAAGCGGAGACAGUCUGCCUUGUCAGCGCCUAAAUGAACAGUUGCUUUUGUGUAAAUAUAUUUGCCUUAAAGUUACACUUUUUCUAAAAUCAAUCUGUAUUGUGUUACUACUUAACAGCAUCUUUCUCAGGCCCAAAAGGGCUUGCAGGAAAUCAUUUUAGGACAUUGAUUUGAGAAAGUCCCCUUGACAGUUCUUUGCACAGAAUUUUGACAACUCUAUGUAUUCUGAGUUUGUAUUUAUGUGUCAUAUUUGUAUUUAAAAGGGAAUUGCUUAAUUUGCUUUUAAAGAACUUCCUUUAAAAGAAGGAACCAUAUUAGAUCCUCAUGAAGUUGCUAGUGCCCGCCUGGGAUGCUGCAGCUUCCACAGAUACGAGGCCGUCAGACUUGCCCUGAACAAGCCUGAGUCCUCCACAUUGGAAGCAUUUCCAGGCGGGGGCCAUAGCCUGCUGCUCUGUACCCGUCCUUGCCUUGUGGGUUUGACCUGAACCAUUUAUUGACCAACUUUUAACUGCUGGCUCAUGGGUUUCUUGUUCUUAUAUACAACCUUGGUGUAGCUUUCACUGGCAUGGGUGUGAUCCAAAUGCAGUAGCCUGUCCAAAUUGAAAGGCUGCCUCAAAAUUUGCUUGGGUCUUAAGCCUCUGCUUUUGGUCAUAGUAAAGACAUUUAGAAUUGA
This is a messenger RNA of Manis pentadactyla (Chinese pangolin), 2031 nucleotides long. RefSeq names its product tumor protein p63 regulated 1 like (gene TPRG1L). The transcript has 5 exons. Gene Ontology annotation, cellular component: synaptic vesicle; cytoplasm. The coding region runs from base 59 to 874 and encodes 271 amino acids. The record is from RefSeq and is a predicted model, not a curated record. NCBI's taxonomy places the organism in Eukaryota, Metazoa, Chordata, Mammalia, Pholidota, Manidae.